Pocillopora damicornis (cauliflower coral) is the source of this 1676-nucleotide messenger RNA. RefSeq names its product heat shock 70 kDa protein 12A. Lineage: Eukaryota; Metazoa; Cnidaria; Anthozoa; Scleractinia; Pocilloporidae. Gene Ontology annotation, molecular function: ATP binding; ATP-dependent protein folding chaperone. The record is from RefSeq and is a predicted model, not a curated record.
AGCCUUUUGGACCAAAUAUUUGGUCAGCAGAAGAUGUAUGAUUAUCGCCAACAAUUUCCUUCUGAUUGGCUAAAACUCAUGAACGAUUUUGAAAUUAAGAAGCGCGGGGUUCGGGUCGUGCAGCAAAAAGAGACAAGAAUUCGCCUGCCACGCAGUUUCGUCUCGUGGAUCAACGAUGCCGUUACAGCGGCUUUGAAACGCUAUUCAAAUGGAGAAAUCAGAAUCCUCAACGAUGAGUACUUGUGCUUAAGUUCGAGAGUUAUGGUGGAGCAGUUUCGGCCGGUAUUGGAAGCCAUGAAGGAUCACUUGAGAGUGCUCCUUAGCGAGCCACGGCUUUCGAAAGUCACUGAGAUGCUAUUAGUUGGAGGAUUCGCGAAUUCUUUGAUUCUUCAGGAAGAAAUCAAAAGAAGGUUUUCCAGCAGGUGUUAUAUAAUCAUUCCUAAUGAUACCAGUACUGCUGUUGUCCAAGGGGCUGUCUUGUUUGGCAAGAGUCCGGGUAGAAUAGUGCAAAGAGUUGUCAGCAAGACGUAUGGAGCCGACUGCUGCCGAGAGUUUGUCCGCGGAGUUCACCCAGAAGAAAAGAAGUUUGUCGCGAAUGGCGUGGAGAUGUGUAAUGAUUUGCUUAACUACUUUGUGAAGGAAAAUGAAGUCGUUAAACUCGGGCAGCGAAUAAAAAGUAUCUAUCGACCAUUGUAUCCAAACGAAAAGAAGAUCAAGUACUCUUUCUACGCGGCAGACAACCCCAAUGCCCUUCUUAUCACUGACGCCGGAGUAAAAAGGAUUGGAAGCGUUGUGGUUGAGUCUCCUGAAACGUGGAGAGGUUUGGAUAGGGAACUGGAGGUCAGUCUGUAUUUUGGAAGAACAGAAAUAACCGCAACAGCUCGAGACAUUUCGAGUGGCAAUACAGCGCAAACUACACUGGACUUUUUCCACGUCAAGUAAUGAUCAGUCUCAGCGUUUGGAACGUUAUUCUUACGUUACAUUUCUUGCGUUAUAUAACCGUGAAAUUAAAGGGGAAAAUAUGAUCUAGAAACCAUAAAAUCUUUAUCAUCGCCACUAUGAAAUAAGUUUUCAAAUUUACAACAUACUGCGUCUCAAGAUUACAGAGGGUCACCUUACUGUUCGAAAGAUGUCUUGAAAUGUGCCAAAAAUUCGACCUCGAAUGCUGCCAUUUUGAAAAACAACUCAAUAACAUAUACGUACACGCGAAACUACAACACGAAGUUUACAAACAGCUGCUUCUCUAUUUGAUUCGAAAAUGUGUUUUGGUGUGUCUCCUAAUUGUUCCAACAAACUGCCAAGAGGUGAAACACUAUUACAGGACUUAGACUAGCAAUUUUUCUUGCGUUGGCCUGUCUUAUGUAAUGAUUCCGAUAUCACUUUUUUUCAGUGAGAAGAAUGAUAUGAUUUCUCUAGCAUACUUUUUCUUUAUUACAGAAGAGUGUAUCGCAGUGAUGUACGGAAUUUAAGUAAUGGCAACUCCUUGAGAUGUGUUUACAAAUGAGAAUAUUUUUUUCUGUUGGUCAAAUAAGUGAUUUUCACAUUAUUCCCUUGGAUGUAAGAUAGCAUCAUAGACCUUAGUGCAGCCUUGGAGCUGAAAACAUUAGACUCUUGUUAGGCAAACAGCGUAAAACGGAGGGAAAUAAAGUUAUAUGUAGAUGUACACAAAGAAAUAA